Molecule: messenger RNA, 272 nt
Organism: Aspergillus aculeatinus CBS 121060
Lineage: Eukaryota; Fungi; Ascomycota; Eurotiomycetes; Eurotiales; Aspergillaceae
Exons: 1
Coding region: 25-261 (78 amino acids)
Source: RefSeq, a predicted model, not a curated record
CCAUGAUUGUUGGUGUUGUGCAGCAUGGUUGGAUUUGAGUUCUGGUGGGAGACAGAGGAUUGGCCUUGGUUUCUUCUGCAGGCGAUCAAGACGAUCCUUUCCCUGGGUGGCAUUCCUACAGUAUGUACGUUUACUUUUCGACGACGCCAUGCAUGUCUCAUGUUUGUGUCUAUAGUAUAUUACCGGUGCAGUUUAGAACCUCUGCCUAGCGUUUGCGCAGAAAUAAACAUGAUUCCGUCAGACCCCAAUUUUCUGAUGUGAGCAAGGUAGCA